Leptopilina heterotoma is the source of this 3621-nucleotide messenger RNA. It is a transcript of the gene Rgl, whose product is annotated as ral guanine nucleotide dissociation stimulator. The coding region runs from base 731 to 2887 and encodes 718 amino acids. The record is from RefSeq and is a predicted model, not a curated record. Lineage: Eukaryota; Metazoa; Arthropoda; Insecta; Hymenoptera; Figitidae. Gene Ontology annotation, biological process: positive regulation of GTPase activity; Ras protein signal transduction. Gene Ontology annotation, cellular component: plasma membrane. Gene Ontology annotation, molecular function: guanyl-nucleotide exchange factor activity. The transcript has 6 exons.
AUUAGUCAAUUGUCGUGUGUCAAACACAUGCUUCUUUUUUCAUAAACAAACUGUUGUUGUUAUUGGUUACUUUCUCAGAAAGGUUGACAAAGAAUUCACUUGCGAAAGAGUCGACGGUGUUAAUGCGUGUAGAAUGCAAAUUGAAAUUGCAUCGAGAGUGACACUUGUAUUUGUCGUUGUCGCUCUCCUACUGGUGGGGAGCCUGUGGGAAGGGAAUGGCGUCUUUAUUUAGUAUAGGCUUUAUACAGAGGUUAGUUGAUCGUAGUGCGUCGACAGGUUGUGAAAAAGUAACAUGUACAUUUUGACAAUUGAAUCAAGUGAAGUUGAAUAAAAUGAUUGGAAAUUGACGUUGAGGUUAGAAAAUGACAGUCGACAAGUUUCAAUGGAAUCGACGGACAUGAGAGCAGCGUGUUUUGAAUUAGUGUCGUUGACGUUUCUUGUGUCAGUGUCCUUCUCGUCUCUCUCUCCCUCCUUUGAAUCUCAAUUCAUUUCAUCAUUGUCGCGAACAAGUGUUUAGAAAAUAUCCAUCUCUCUCUCUCUCCUUUUCUCUUGUACGAUGCCAUAUGACAGGUACGAGAGAUGCAAGUGCUUCGAAACGAGAUAUUGGAUGGCCAAAGGAAUUUGACAAAAUCUUUUUUGGUAAAAUGAAAUUCUAAAAGAAUCACGUAAUGAGGAUAAUAGAGGAUUACAAGUGCAGGGACGAGAGCGAUUUCCAUCACGUUAGUGGGCUAUGAGCGCUGACAAUGGGGACGACUCCUUGCCCACGUGGCGACUCUGGGGCGAGGAAAAAGGAGAUGAUGUUAUAUACACAGUGUACCUGAAAAAAGUCCGAUAUCACAGACCAACUAGAAGUCUUUCAGCUUCGGAUUCAGAUGAUGAAAUUUCACAUUUGGAGUGGGAGACGGUGAGGGUGAGAUUCCUAAAGGCCGGCACAGUUCAGAGAUUAGUCGAGAGUUUAGCUAACGACGAUGGUGAACUUGAAUCGACGUACAUCAAUGUUUUUCUUGCGACAUAUCGCGCGUUCACAACACCGCAAGAAGUUUUGGAGCUUCUACUCGUCAGAUACGAUUCCCUGGACGAGAAUACUGGAGCACUCACUGGCGAGCAACAUCGAAAAACAUUGGUUCAAGCACUUCAUGUCUGGCUGGACGCGUAUCCUGGCGAUUGGUGUACACCACCGACACAUCCACUUCUCAUGAGACUUUUAGAUUUUACACAUCGACGACUGCCUGGCUCUGAACUUGAACUUAAGGCCAGGCAUCGGCUUCAUCGAUUCUCACAGCCUAAUGGCCAAAUUGACUCGUGUCAACCAUACGACAACAGUCGUCUCACUCAGCAUGGAACGACAGAUGUGAUAAACGAUCAUUGGCCGACCUACAUUUUUCCCGAGGUGCCCCAUCGACAUUUCGCCGAGCAACUGACGCGAAUGGACGCCGAAGUGUUCAAAAAAUUAAUAGCCCAUCAAUGUUUGGGCGCAGUUUGGUCGAGACGCGAUCGUUCACGCAGUCAUGACGCUGCAACUGUUUUGGCAACUGUCAAUCAAUUUAACGCCGUUUCGUUACGUGUAAUUGCGACAAUUCUUCAAGACUUGCAAUUAAAGGCACACGAGAGGGCGAGAAUUCUCGAGACGUGGAUUGACAUUGCUCAGGAAUUGAGGGUGGUGAAGAAUUUCAGUAGUCUCAAGGCAAUUGUCUCGGGACUUCAGAGUAAUCCUGUUUAUAGACUGGAAAAAUGUUGGCAAUGCAUGCCACGUGAAAAGCAUGAGGUCUUCAGAGAACUCGAGAGAAUAUUCUCGGAGGAGAAUAACGCAUGGACACAACGAGAAUUACUCAUUAAGGAGGGAACGGCAAAAUUUGCUGACACUGCCGGUAGAAGCGAUAGGCAUUUACAAAAAAUAUUUCAGAAACAAAAUACUCACGCAGGAAAUAUUAGCUAUGGCACGAUACCUUAUUUAGGAACAUUUUUGACUGAUUUAACAAUGAUAGACACAGCAAUUCCUGACUCGAUAGCGGGGGGACUUAUAAAUUUUGAUAAGCGACGAAAGGAAUUUGAAGUGCUCGCAAGGAUUCGACUUCUUCAAGGCGCAGCGAAUGCAUAUAAUUUUAAUACUGAUCCAAUAUUCGAGAAAUGGUUUCAUUCAAUCAUUGUGUUCGACGAUCGAGAGGCGUACAAACUCAGUUGUCAAAUUGAAGUUCCACCUCCUGGAACAACUCUCAAUAAUCGGGUAAAAAAGAAACAGAAUCAUCAAGGUCAUCGAAAAAAUGACUCGAUAGCGUCAACGUCGAGUUCGAGCAGUUCUCAAUUCUAUUGCGAUCUAGAUUCAUUGCCAAGUUCGCCACACAAUUCCCUAGAUCGAAGAACAUCGCCGUCACAAAUGUCCAGCUCGUCUUCCAGUUCUUCACUUCCAUCAUUGGACGUCUCAUUGAGUUCGGGCGGUGGUGCGUCGUCGGGUCAAAAUUCACGCCUAGCGCCUCAAAUUGGAGUCACAACAAACGGAGGCGGUAGUCCGUGUCAUCCUGGCCUACCGAGUCCAAGUCACUCGCACAAAAGUUCGCCCGAUUUUUAUAUUAUUAAGGUAACAAUGGAAAGUGAUAAUGUCGAGACAGACGGUGUUAUUCUCUAUAAAUCAAUAAUGCUCUCGAAUAAUGAGAGGACACCGCAAGUUAUUCGUAAUGCAAUGCUUAAAUUGGGUAUUGAGGGCAAUCCCGAUCAGUAUACAUUGGCACAAGUGCUACCGGAUCGCGAUAUGGUACUGCCAACAUCGGCGAAUGUUUAUUAUGCAGUUAAUACGGCUCAUAAUUUAAAUUUCAUUCUAAGAUUGAGACGCGAUGUUAAUGACGGGACCACGGAUAGUCCGAAAUCUAAAACGAAUUCUCAUAAACGAUAAAUGAGUUUGAGUAUUAUUGCAUUUAUUUAAUAUUCCAUUCGAGCGAUUGCUCAUCGAGACUGUACCGAUGUUGCGAAAAUUUAUCCCUCUUUUCUUUUUCUACUGAUUUUCUCAGUUAUUAAUUAAGAAGAGAAAAACGCACAUUUUUGCCAAACAAGUUUUUUGAGAUGCCUUUUACGAAUCGAAUCAUUGAAUAUAUGGAUUUAAAGAUAAUGAUUCGUCGACUAUUUUCCAUAUCAUGACAUAUCGAUAUUAGUACUGACGAUGUAGUUGUAUAAUUGUAAAUCGAAACGCGUUUCACGAUAUAGUGAUUUAGAGAAAUCGAAUCUCCUUGUAUAUUUAUUAUUUCUCCUUUUUUUAUUAGAGGUCGACUAAUUUAAUUUUUUUUUAAGAAUUUAGAUUCAAACUUCACAAAUUAAUUUUUAAUUAAUAGAUUAUAAUUUUUUCAAGUUUUCAAACUUGAAAUUUUUCUAUUUUUUUAUAAUUGAUAUUUCCCGGUGUUUCCACAAUGGAACUUUAUUGAGUAUAUUUUUUGCUUUUUGAUUGUCAGCCGAUUUUUUCUCUUUUAUGAUUUUGUAUUAUAUAAAUUUUCGAAAAAUGACUAAAAAUCAUUUUGAACUUGAGGUAAUUAUUUUUUAAUCUAAAUGAGCCAUGUAUGUGCCUGGGGGAUAAUUAUAAAUCACCGUAAAAAACAAAGAAUGAAAGGCGGAAUAAAAAAAUUUCCCAUGGACAGA